AUGAAUUAGGAGGAAGUAUUUUUUAAAAAAUAAUGGUUUAUUCUUUCUCAUCAAGGGAAAAUAGAGCAGUUUUAUGAUAUCAAUUUAAAAAAGGUUGUUUUUAUGUAAAUUUAAUAGGUAAUUGGUUCAGGUACAUAUGGAAGUGUUGUAAAAGCUACAUUGAAGGGAACAAAAAAUUAGAGAGCAGUAAAAGUUAUCCCCAAAAGUAAAGUAAAGAAUCCAGAUAAAUUCAAAAAAGAAAUAGAUAUUUUGAUAUAACUUGAUCAUCCAAACAUUAUUAAAUUAUAUGAAACUUUCGAAGAUUAAAGAAAUGUUUAUCUUGUUAUGGAGUACAAUAUUUUAUAUCUAUUAGAUUAUGUGAAGGAGGAGAAUUAUUUGAUAGAAUUAUGGAUAAGGGAUGCUUCAGUGAGUAUGAAGCAUAUGAAAUAUUUUUAUAAAUUAUGCAAGUAAAAAUAAACAUAUUGAAAUUAGGCUUUAAAUUAUUGUCAUUCAAAUGGCAUUUGUCAUAGAGAUUUGAAACCUGAAAACUUUUUAUUUUUAACUAAGGCUGAUGAUUCACCAAUUAAAGUUAUAGAUUUUGGAUUGAGUACACUAUUUGAAGAUCCAAUUACUUCAAAGUAGACUGGUUAGAAAUUAACAAUGAAAACAAAAGCUGGAACACCUUAUUACAUUUCUCCAGAAGUUUUAAAAGGGAGUUAUGAUGAAUUAUGUGAUAUUUGGAGUGCAGGUGUUAUCCUUUAUAUCUUACUUUCUGGAGUCCCACCUUUCUAUGGAGACUCAGAUCCUGAAAUUUUGGAUGCAGUACAAAAAGGAGAUUAUACAACUGAAAUUCCAGAACUUAAAGCUGUAAGUGAAGCAGCUAAAGACUUGAUUAAACAUAUGAUUAUCUCACCAGAUAAAAGAUAUAAAGCUUCAUAAGUUCUUAAACAUAAAUGGAUGAUAGAAUCAAAUAAACCAACAAAAUGUUUAUAAAUUUAUAUUUUUAUAUAGAAUUGAAACUAAAUUUUGCUUAAUUAAAGAAUUUUAAUGGUAGUAAUAAAUUGAAAAAAGUUGCAUUAACAUUUAUUGCAUCUUAAUUAAACGAAUAAGAAAUUACUGAUUUAGGCAAGUAAAUAUUAAUAAUAUUAUAAAACUAGAUUAUUUAAAUAAUUGGAUAAAAAUGGAGAUGGUGUUCUAACUAUUGAUGAAUUACGAGAAGGAUUAAUUGGAGUAAGUGAUUCUUAGUAGAAGGAUUUAGCAACUAUUAUUAGAAGUAUAGACACUGAUGGAAGUGGAACUAUCAAUUAUACUGGUAUCUAAUUCUUAUUUAAGAAUAGAAUUUUUGGCUGCUACAAUGGAAAAAUCUUUAUAUAUGAAGGAAGAAAAAUUAUAUUAAGCUUUUAAGAUGUUAGAUUUGGAUGGAAGUGGUAAAAUAGAUAAACAAGAGCUCUAAACUGUUUUGGGAAGUAAUCAAACAUAAAUUACUUAUUAUAGAGAGUGAAAAAGUCAUAGAUGAGAAAUAUUGGGAUGAUAUGAUAAGAGAAGCAGAUAAAAAUGGAGAUGGAGAAGUAAAUAAUAAAUUUAUAUUUAUAGAUUGAUUAUAAUGAAUUUAUUGAAAUGAUGGAUAAGUUUAGUUUGAUUAAUUGA
This is a messenger RNA of Paramecium primaurelia, 1626 nucleotides long. The record is from the annotation of a GenBank genome assembly. Lineage: Eukaryota; Ciliophora; Oligohymenophorea; Peniculida; Parameciidae.